GGCAAGUUCCCCAUCACACCAAAAACUUUCCUAAUUCCUCUUAUCAUUUGAGAGCCCUAACCAACACCACUCUUGAACGAUCACCUUCUCUUCUAAAGUCCGCCUUCCCUUUCUCUCCAUUCUUAAUGAUCAAUCCCUAGUUUGUGAUUGCCUGGGUAAACCACGGGUCACACACCAGAAAAGCUCACGAACUAGCUGAUGGCGGCCAAAUACAUGGGCAAAUUGGGCGGAAGCCCAGGGCUUCAAGAAGGAGAGGGGUAUUUGACCCAAAUAUUCCAGCAUCUCCUAUCAGUUGUGCCGCUUCUUAGGAGUCCGGUUCGAUCUUCCCAAUCGUCGCCUAGAAAGAAGAAAUGCCAGGAUGUAGAAGACGAGGGCUCGAUUAGUCAAGAGGCUCUUAUUCGUAUACGGAAUCGAUUUUAUUCAAAACUAUGUCUUCAACUAUGAGUCAACCUAUGAGGUGAGCUAAUGGAAAUGUGGUGAGUACCAUUAUUUGUUCUAAUGCAGUCAAAGCUCAAAAUAAGAUCACAGAGAGAUUCGACAUCAUAUAAUUACUAAGGAGAUCAAGUUAAUACUCCAGCUACGUCAUUCUUUUUAUAUAUGUGUCUCUUUUGGAAGAUAUCAUACGUGAAUCUAGAAAGUGUUUGACCUGGGUCGUAAUAGGGGAUGCUGAAGACAAUUAUUCAAAUGAUGACUAUUUUAAAGUUAAGGAUGCAGAGAAACAUGGGUACAUUCGAUUCGUAUGAAGGAUGAUAGUUGUAAAAGACAAUGGUUCAAGUAUUUAGUUUGAUAGUUUUUAUUUUGUGUAAUUACUAGCAAAAUGUUUUGACUUAUUAAGCAUUUUGGAAGCUAUUUUUGCUUUAAAUAUUGAGGAUAUUAUUGUAAGACAAGUUAGAUUUAAUUAAGUAAUGUUUUAUGUUGUUCA
Molecule: messenger RNA, 922 nt
Organism: Lactuca virosa
Lineage: Eukaryota; Viridiplantae; Streptophyta; Magnoliopsida; Asterales; Asteraceae
Source: the annotation of a GenBank genome assembly